AUGAGCAACACGCAGACGACAACGCGGAAACCCACCAGGCUGCCAUUUCACCCUCGCCGGAGGGCGCCUAAGCUGCCCGACCUACACCUGACCGGGCACACCGACGUCCUGGAGCUGGCCACGUCACCCAUCUUGGACGAGGAUCGGGCAGUGGCGGCAGGGCUGAUGCCACCGGCAACGGCGUCGCCCAAGCAAGAGGUCCCGCCGCUGUGGUGGCCUGCCAAGGAGGAGAAGGGGGCGAUCCCGCCCCGCGCCAUGUCCCCCACAGUGUGUCAGAUUUCAUCGGAGUCGGAGGAGGAAACCACGCCAGCACCAGCGGCGACAGCGCCGAAGCGGGCCAGGGUCAUGGGGCAGCCGACCCGCCCCCCGCAGCAGCCGACCUGCCCCCCGGAGCAGCCCAUCUCCCACCUGAGCAGCCGAUCUGCCCACCGCGGCUAA
Messenger RNA from Drosophila innubila, 438 nucleotides. Its product is annotated as predicted GPI-anchored protein 58. The transcript has a single exon. Bases 1 to 438 code for a protein of 145 amino acids. Lineage: Eukaryota; Metazoa; Arthropoda; Insecta; Diptera; Drosophilidae. The record is from RefSeq and is a predicted model, not a curated record.